UUAUCACUUUUCAUCAGCACAAGCUAAGACAUGACUUCUGUACUACACUACUCACUCCUGCUGCUCCUGCUUGGAGUGGUGAUUCUCACCACUCCAGUGCUAGCUAAUUUGAAGCCACGCUUCUUCUAUGAGCCUCCUCCAAUUGAGAAACCCCCCACCUAUGAACCUCCACCAUUUUAUAAGCCCCCAUACUACCCACCACCAGUGCACCACCCUCCACCAGAGUACCAACCACCCCAUGAAAAAACACCACCUGAGUAUCUACCUCCUCCUCAUGAGAAACCACCACCAGAAUACCUACCUCCUCAUGAGAAACCGCCACCAGAAUACCAACCUCCUCAUGAGAAACCACCCCAUGAGAAUCCACCACCGGAGCACCAACCACCUCAUGAGAAGCCACCAGAGCACCAACCACCUCAUGAGAAGCCACCACCAGAGUAUGAACCACCUCAUGAGAAACCACCACCAGAAUACCAACCACCUCAUGAGAAGCCACCACCAGAAUACCAACCACCUCAUGAGAAACCACCACCAGAAUACCAACCACCUCAUGAGAAGCCACCACCAGAGCACCAACCACCUCAUGAGAAGCCACCAGAGCACCAGCCACCUCAUGAGAAGCCACCACCAGAGUAUCAACCACCUCAUGAGAAACCACCACCAGAAUACCAACCUCCUCAAGAAAAGCCACCACAUGAAAAACCACCGCCAGAAUACCAACCUCCUCAUGAAAAGCCACCACCAGAACACCAACCUCCCCAUGAAAAGCCACCACCAGUGUACCCACCCCCUUAUGAGAAACCACCACCAGUGUAUGAACCCCCUUAUGAGAAGCCACCCCCAGUAGUGUAUCCACCUCCUCAUGAGAAACCACCCAUUUAUGAGCCACCGCCAUUGGAGAAGCCACCGGUCUACAAUCCCCCACCUUAUGGCCGCUAUCCACCAUCCAAGAAAAACUAAUAACCACUUGCCUGCGUCACAUGUUUUGGUCUACUCAAACUUAGACCUGCCCUUUGUCAUAUAAAGCUUUUUGUUUCUGUUUAAGAUCUCAAGUACAAUAUGUCCCUUCUGCAUGCACUACUUCUUCAAAAUAAAGGCUUUAUGCCUAUGUAUAAUACUCUACUUUAAUUCUCCUUUCAGCAUCGAUAUUGUAAUGUCAACUACUAGUGUGGGUUUAUCUAUGGCUAUAAUAA
Messenger RNA from Glycine soja, 1193 nucleotides. RefSeq names its product early nodulin-75. Lineage: Eukaryota; Viridiplantae; Streptophyta; Magnoliopsida; Fabales; Fabaceae. The transcript has a single exon. The record is from RefSeq and is a predicted model, not a curated record. Bases 31 to 960 code for a protein of 309 amino acids.